Prunus armeniaca (apricot) is the source of this 201-nucleotide messenger RNA. NCBI's taxonomy places the organism in Eukaryota, Viridiplantae, Streptophyta, Magnoliopsida, Rosales, Rosaceae. The record is from the annotation of a GenBank genome assembly.
AUGCCCCCUUUUCUCCGUUGUAUUUUUCCAGCCGCACGACGUUGUCUAGUGUUGCCGGUCCAGCUGCGCUUCAUCCUUCCUCUCAUCGCACGGGUUGGUUUAUUCAUUUGGAGGAAGAUGGAAGGAAAAAGAACUGGAGUAAUCAAUAUAGGAACCCCCAGUCUGCUCAUCAAUCUGAGUAACAUGAUAAUAAUAUUGUAA